UUUGGUGUUAAUUGUGAAACUUGAACUUUUACAAUGUUCUGCCUCCUUGGAGUUAUUUUCUUCUUUUCUUUGACAACUUUACAAGCGUGCCCUGACCCAAUGACAAUCCACAUCCACAACAGCGACCGAGCCAUCAUCCUGCAUUCAAAUGACUGCGAUCAACAACCCCGUUACCAUGGCAACCAAUAUACCACAAACAACUGUGAACCUGACUGCAGAUGUGUAUCAAAACAGAAUUAUUCUCCGAGUCCCGUGACGUCAUACCCGACACCUACUUGUUACUGCUGUACUCCUGUUUACGGUUGCCCAACGCAGUACCCAGCAACCAAUACCGGUUCAUAUGGUUGCUCUGAACAGUUUCCGGUAGGUAAUGCUGGUUCGUGUGGUUGUCCAACGCAGUAUCCGGCAACCAACGCUGGCUCGGUUGGUUGCUCUACGCAAUACCCGCCAACCAAUGCUGGUUCGUGUGGUUGCUACCCGAUAAGAGACGUUCCGUCAUGCGGUGGAUUCGAUCGUGGAUACUCAACGUAUUAUUAAUUUCAUAUUCAAUCAUCAUCAUCAUCAUCUCAGCCUAU
Trichoplusia ni (cabbage looper) is the source of this 575-nucleotide messenger RNA. RefSeq lists its product as uncharacterized. The coding region runs from base 34 to 537 and encodes 167 amino acids. The transcript has 2 exons. The record is from RefSeq and is a predicted model, not a curated record. Lineage: Eukaryota; Metazoa; Arthropoda; Insecta; Lepidoptera; Noctuidae.